Molecule: messenger RNA, 708 nt
Organism: Camelina sativa (false flax)
Lineage: Eukaryota; Viridiplantae; Streptophyta; Magnoliopsida; Brassicales; Brassicaceae
Biological process (GO): translation
Cellular component (GO): ribosome
Molecular function (GO): structural constituent of ribosome
Source: RefSeq, a predicted model, not a curated record
CGGUUUGUGCAAGACGACUCCACUCCUCUGUAAAACUCAAAACCCUUUCAUUUGGUUUUUUGUGUUAUCGAUCGCUUCAUCUUCGUAGUCGCCUUCGAAUUCGCAGGUUGUGAAUUGCAGAGUGAAGAGCAAUGAAGGUGAGAUCAUCUGUGAAGAAGAUGUGUGAGUUUUGUAAAACAGUGAAACGCCGUGGACGUGUCUAUAUUAUCUGUUCUUCCAAUCCUAAGCACAAGCAAAGACAGGGAUUCAGCUCCUUUGCUUUUGAAGGAAUUACACCUUCCCCAUUGUUUUCUGAGACGAUUGCUAAUCAGGAGGUGGUGAGGCUUCCUGGUCAGGGCGUAUCAGCCGGUCUGGCAGCACUUUUGCACAAAAGGCCUAUGCCAGCUGCGGUUUUUGGAUGGAGGGCAGGUCUUUCAUCCAUUCUCUUCAAACAAGGGAAUUAGAAUGUUAACCAGCAUUUUCUUCUUCUGUUGUAAUCCCAGUUUCUUCCAAUUUCUGGUAUGGUGAAACAUUAUUGUAUUGUAUAUCUCAAUACUGUUAGUUUGGUCAGUCAUAGGCUCGUUCUAGACCCACUUGAUUGUACCUGAACAAAGAGAUAUAUUAUGACACACUGCACUAUUUGAUUUUAGGGCGUUCUAUGGAGCGUAUAUUGCUCCAACUUUUAUUGAACGAGGGGGAUUUAAAUAAGAGUUUUUUUCGACUGGACAA